Messenger RNA from Carlito syrichta (Philippine tarsier), 512 nucleotides. It is a transcript of the gene SYCE3, whose product is annotated as synaptonemal complex central element protein 3. Gene Ontology annotation, cellular component: central element. The record is from RefSeq and is a predicted model, not a curated record. Bases 113 to 379 code for a protein of 88 amino acids. Gene Ontology annotation, biological process: spermatogenesis; reciprocal meiotic recombination; synaptonemal complex assembly. Lineage: Eukaryota; Metazoa; Chordata; Mammalia; Primates; Tarsiidae. The transcript has 3 exons.
UGAUUACUUGUCUGUGAUCUGUCUCUUCCCACGGAAAGGAAAGUCCCUGAGAGCCUGGGUUUUAUAUGUCUGGAUCCACAGAUACACUGCAGUGCCUACAGAGCCAUAGUAGAUGGCUGAUUCUGACUCUGGGGAAAGAAACUAUGACAACAUGCUGAAAAAACUGUCAGACCUGAAUAAGGACUUGGAAAAACUAUUAGAAGAGAUGGAGAAAAUCUCAGUGCAGGCGACCUGGAUGGCCUACGACAUGGUGGUGAUGCGCACCAACCCCAUGCUGGCCGAGGCCAUGCGCCGGCUGGAAGAUGCCUUCCUCAACUGCAAGGAAGAGAUGGAGAAGAACUGGCAAGAGCUGCUCAGUGAGACCAAGCACAAACAGUAGGUCCCACCUGCCUACCCACGGCUGCCAUGCCACCAUCUGCCUGUGUGGAGAAGGCACUGGGGACAAAGCGGGCACCCAAAUCACAGCUGUAUGCACCAUACUUGUUUCUCAGUAAACUUAUUUUCAAGCACCA